CAAUGAUGAAUGCCAAGCGGCUGAGUCAGCGUGCGGUCGCAGCUCGAUGAGGCAGGUACCGUUUGGUCUUCUAUUCCACUGGUAUACACCCCUCAUUGGAUUUGUUGUCGAAUGGACAGGAGGAUGCAAACGAUGACAAACUGUGCUUGAAGACCGAGUAUGUUCUUCACGUUGUAUAUUCGAGCGCAUUGCGAUACCCGCAGCUAAGUUAUCGCGUCAAGUCGCGUCUCCAACUUCCCCUCCUCUUUUCCCCAACUCUCCCUCCGCACCUCCAUUGCAAACGCGCAAUCACACUUGACCAUGCCGAAUGCAAUCGAACAUACCCUCUCCACCCUGCUCCCAACCCUCACCCUCCUACCUUCCGAACUCCUCAACCUCUCCGCCUCCCUACUCGCCCAAUCGCGCGCCAAAGCCGCGAAUCUCAAACAAGAAGAGGAGAUUGGGCGCACCUACGCCUGCUGCCAUAUCGCAUGUCAACGCCUAGGGCACAAACUAGGUCUGGAGAUUGCGAAACCCGCGCCACCAUGCAAGCCGAAAGUGUACAACAAGCUGCACGGCUACUUCAAUGCGGUGCUCGCUACGCCUCGGACGCCGCGGAAAGGGGUGGAGAAGGUGGUUGAGACUACGAGUUCGAGUGUCCCGGAGGGUGGGAGGAGUGGAAGAAGCAAUCAGGCGAGGACGCCAUCGAAGGCCGCCACCGCAACCAGAACUGCGCCCGCCGCGACCCCUGCUACCGGGAAGAGGACACGAGGGCGAGAGCAGGAGGUGGAUGUACCUGCUUUCGUGAUGCCAAUGAUUCGCCAUGUCUGCAAAGCCUUCUCAACCCCCGAGCCCGCUCCCCAUGUCUUUGUAGGCGUGCGAUCGGUCCUCCAAGCGCGGACGAGCGUCGACGAGCAGCCGUCGGCCAAGAGGCGGAGGACAACGACACAAACGCCAAAGGCUCCGGUGCAGGAGGAUACCAUUCCGGACCUUGUGGCUGCGGUUUUCUCUGCAGUGUCCGACAGAAUGGGGUUGAGGGAUUCGAGCGAUGCAGAGGAGUGCGACAAGGACAUUGCAGAAAGCGUGAAAGAGUAUUGCAUGCACAACGGGAAGAACAUCCCUAUCGACUAUCCCGAAGACAGCGACACCUACGCCGCCAUGCAACGAAUCUCCGAAGACUCACUACCCGAAUGGGAACAAAUGGAAUGGUACACCAACAUUCCCCAACCGGACGAAGAAGACGAAGCCGGGAAUGAAGACAAAGAAGCAACCCCAAGACCGGCCACCAAGCCCACCAAAACACCUCUCCGUCGCAAAGAAAAGCACGCCAAACGUGAUCCCGCCGAUAUCGAGGAAGUCGGCGCUUCUGGCCUCUUGCCGGGUCUGGGGACCAUGUUUCAGCCUGCUCUGGAUUGGCUGAGCGAUGACAGGCGCGAAGAGUAUGCGAGUUGGAAAGAGGGCAUUUUGCGGCAGCUUGCUGUUGUGAGGCAGAGAGCUUGAAACAGCUUUUGGAUGCGCAGAGGUGUCUGCUGGGCGCUGCGCGACUCGGCAGUUGUUCUACAUGUAGCAAUCUGGUAGGGAUGCAUUUCGAACACUCCUGACGCUUUCCCAGCCUUUAGGAGAGGGAGAAAGGACUUGCUCCUGCAUCUCACAAGCCCGACUGCACGGGGAAGGAAUCGAGGUCUCAUUCUACUUGCCUCUCCUUCAGUUCAAUCAUCAUUGUCUUCCUCAAAACUCCACCCAUCCUGGCC
Neohortaea acidophila is the source of this 1730-nucleotide messenger RNA. RefSeq names its product origin recognition complex subunit 6-domain-containing protein. Lineage: Eukaryota; Fungi; Ascomycota; Dothideomycetes; Mycosphaerellales; Teratosphaeriaceae. The record is from RefSeq and is a predicted model, not a curated record. Gene Ontology annotation, biological process: DNA replication. Gene Ontology annotation, cellular component: nuclear origin of replication recognition complex. The transcript has a single exon. Gene Ontology annotation, molecular function: DNA binding. The coding region runs from base 301 to 1479 and encodes 392 amino acids.